Engraulis encrasicolus (European anchovy) is the source of this 5266-nucleotide messenger RNA. RefSeq names its product zinc finger protein 36, C3H type-like 1a (gene zfp36l1a). Gene Ontology annotation, molecular function: metal ion binding; mRNA binding. Bases 1082 to 2464 code for a protein of 460 amino acids. The transcript has 2 exons. NCBI's taxonomy places the organism in Eukaryota, Metazoa, Chordata, Actinopteri, Clupeiformes, Engraulidae. The record is from RefSeq and is a predicted model, not a curated record.
UGACCCAAGUUUUGGCACCCUUUAGGCUGAGCGCUAUAGCUUAUUUGACCCGGAUAAAGCGGAUUUUAAGUGGGUAUUGCUGUGGGAAACUAAACUGAGUUCAAAUCCUUCUCUGAGUCUUGUUGCAUAAGAGGUUUCUCGAGCAGUCGAGACUGGUGUGUGAUUUUUUUGUGGUCAUGCUUGGUUUGUUAAAAUAGCUAAUGACAGGGAGGGCCAGGCCCAGUUCAGACCCAGAAGAUAGUCUAAUUAUUUGCUGAUUGCAAUUAAACAUGGGCCUAACUAUCCUGCACCAAUAACACAAAGUCACUUGUUAGGAUAAUUAACCCAGUUCUACUUAACUUUUAUUUGCAACUCCUCCGCAACAUGCAUAGGCUGCACAAAAUUGCUAGAAACACCGAGCAUGCUGAACUGAAAGGGUUAAUAAAUCUUUUUUUGCACAUAGGCCUACCGGAAAGUCCCGAGCAUGACGUUUGUGCCUGAUAAUUAAACGUGCAUUAAUUACAGAGACAGUGCGGAGGACAGGAUUCCGGGUACAGUUUCAAACUCAACACGUAAAUUCUACUUUGAAAUUAUAUUUUCGCAUAUGUGUUGUUUAUUCAGUAGCCCAUGAGUCAAUUUGUGACCAAAUAGAAUGUAGCACGUUGUAGCAACAAGGCUACUGCCGUUACUUUAUUGAAUUCCAAAUUGAUACAAUGUUCCAAAGAAGUAGCCUAUCUAACGUUCACUUGUUGGCCACAGUCUGUUUUGUGCCACGGCUUAUGGCGAAAGUCCGAGGCUUGGUUUACUGUUAAAUGCUGCAUUUCGUCAGGGUUGAAGUGAAGUUUCUGUACUGUCCAAUGGUUUUUGAAGCAAGUAUUCUACAACAAAAAAGGGACGCCCAUCCACAAGCUCCUCCUGCCUGACAGCAGGCUAGCCUACUGCCAGUGCCUAAUAUAAAGCGAAUGCUUUGGACCCACGCAAGGGCAGAGGGGGUUUUUGUCAGGGUUGAAGAAAAGUAGCCUACUGAAGAGAGAACCCAUCUUGUGCAACUGAAGACACGCAUUUUUAAGCAUUGCUAUAUUUACAUUUCUUCGAAUCGAAGAUGACCACAGCAGUGGCUUCGCCCUUUGACUUCAGCGAAGUGAUCAACAAGAGCAACAAAAUGCUGAACUUCAAGAACAACCUGCUAAGUGGACCUCAUGGCUUAUCCGUGCCAUGCUCCAGCGCCAACAUACCCAGCUCGACCCUGCUGGACAGGAAGGCUGUGGGCACCCCGUCAGCAGCGGGUCCCUACCAGCGGCGGCACUCUGUGACUUUACCCAGCAGCUCCAGCAGGUUCGGCCACAGCCAGUUCCUCAACAUGGGCAAGCCGACCACUGACAUGACCCUCCUGAGCGCUGGCAUGGCGAGUAAUAGCAACAACAUCUGUGCCAACAUCCUCAACAACAACAACAGCAGUGGUAGCAGCAACAAAGAGAACCGCCUUCGGGAGCGCUCCUUCUCAGAGACUGGUGAGCGCCUCCUGCACAAGGCCGCUGCUGCCGGUCUGACCCUGGGCCCUCUCCCCAUGACCAGUCCCACUAGCCCCACCUGCGGUGGGGGCAGCAGCCCCUGCCUGGGCCCCCAGAACGGCCAGGUGAACUCCAGCCGCUACAAGACGGAGCUGUGCCGCCCGUUUGAGGAGAACGGCGCCUGCAAGUACGGUGACAAGUGCCAGUUUGCGCACGGCGCCCACGAGCUGCGCAGCCUGAGCCGCCACCCCAAGUACAAGACGGAGCUGUGCCGCACCUUCCACACCAUCGGCUUCUGCCCGUACGGCCCGCGCUGCCACUUCAUCCACAACGCCGAGGAGCGCCGCGGCCCGUCCGCCUCCGCGCCCAUCUCGCCCCUCUCGGCCUGCAACGGCGGCAAGAUGGAGCGGCCCCGGCUCCACCACAGCCUUAGCUUCGCCGGCUUCCCCAGCGUCUCCUCCUGCUCCUCCUCCUCUUCCUCUUCCUGCUCCUCUGGAAGGAGCCUUGGCAGCUACAUGCGGGGCGAGGGGGUGCCCACCUCCCUCACCCCGCCGCCCAUCUUCCCGAGCGAGGACGAGCUCCCCGAGUGGCCCAACAACCCCUUCAACUUCCCCAGCCAGGGGCUGGCCAGCUACUUCUGCCCCUCGCUCAACUUGGCCUCUGCGGACAUCGAGGCCGCCACCACCACCAUCAUCAGCAAUGGCAUCAACACGCCUCCAGCCAAUGGCAAUGGCAGUCCACCAUCUCCAGACUCCUGCAGCGGAAUGGUGCUCUACAGGAGCGAGGCUAACGAGUCUCCUAAGCCCUUCAGGAGUGUGAGCGAGUCCCCGCAGCCAGACUCGGACCAGGAGGGGGGCUACCACAGCUCCGGCUCCAGCACAGGCAGCGGCAGCCUGUGCGGCUCCGAAUCGCCAGGCCUGGACAAGAACCGCCGCCUGCCAAUCUUCAGCCGGCUCUCCAUCUCCGACGACUAGGACGACCGAGAAGGAGAGUCACGCGGGUUCGAGAACAAAAUGAGUCGUGCGAAUAAAACGUCAAAACAAAACAGCACUGCGAAAGAUGUUGCCUUGGCCUGCGCUGGGUUGUGUUGUGCGUGCGCACAUCACGGUAGCAGCUGCAUUGGUGAUGGGACAGUGAGGCAACAGACACAUGAACACUUGAGUACACGAUCGCUCUCUGUGCGACCCUUUUUUUUACUCAGUUUCCCUCUCCCCUCGCUGCUCACAGGAGCUUUCCUAUGGGAGAAGAGAGUGAGGGAUACAGGGGAGUAGACUCGCUGUGUAGUAUCUUUCAUUUCUUCCUCCCUUUAUUUUGUCAGGUUUAGCAUUGUUUUGGUCUUCAGGAAAAAAAAACAAGAUGCAGUGAAGUAAGGGAACUGUGUGUUUUUUUUCUUUUCUUUACCUUUUUUUCCAUUUGUUUUCUAUUUGAGUAAGAUGAAAAAGGAAGAGAGAAAGAAAUCAAGAGAUGAUUCUUCUUCUGUGUAGAAGUGCCUAUAGUGUUGUCGCAGACAAGCCAACUCAACCCAGCUCCACAGUCUCAUCUCAUGCCUUAACUUAAAGCCUGUGUGCCUAAAAAGUGCCACACCAUGCAGGUGUAACACGCUAGGAUCAGGAGACUGCAGGAUGGAGGGAUUAGAACGUGUUGGAUGUUUUUGUUUAUUUUUCUUGUUGUAUUCCUUUUUUAUGUUCCGUUCCCUUCUCUCUCUUUCUUUUUUUGUGAGUUUCUAGUGCUGAAUAGUAAAGACUGUGCGAUGGGACAUGUCUCGGAGGGAAAACUGCCCCCCCCCCUCCCCAUCUCCUCUCCUUUUCUUUCUUGAUGAACACUCACAUUGUCAUUGUCUGUCACAAACCUACUUCCUGGACUUGCUAAAACAGACGUCCCACUGUCCUCCGUGGACCAAACACACAGCUGUUUCAGCUCCAGUGAAAGCUAACAGGAAAACCUAGUGUCCCAAGUGCCUUGGCUUUUGGUGGGGAUUUUUUCUUUUUUUGUGAGGGAAGGUGGCUGCAGAGUUGAGUAGAGGAGGUGGCCUGUAAGGACUACUGAUUUAGCCUUCUUAUUUUCCCGUUUCUUUCCCUUUUUUCUCUUUACGUACUUUCUUCUGAUACACACAGGGGCAAAGUUGGUGAUGGGAGUUUGCCCUCCCCCAAAUCCCCAGUGCAGUCGCUCCCCUCUCUGCUCCUAUCUGCAUGUCAAUCAGGAGACACACACACAAAAAAGACGACAAACGAAAACGAGAGUAUCAAGUUUUCCCUCCUUCCCCCCGAGCCACGCCCCUUUUGAAUAAGCUGCCAACUGUGGGGGAAUUCCAGCAUUCCCAUGAUCCUUCAGUGUAUCCUGCAAUUUAAAGCCUUGUGUUGCUCCCAAUCCUCUCUCUUCCUUUAUCUCCUCACAUUCUUCAUCUGUACACUUUUUCCAUUUCCUUUUUUUUAUGACUUAUUACGAUUGUUAUUGUUUUGGAACCUUUCACGUCUGAAGGUUGUUUUUUUUUUGCUUGUCACUGCUUAUUUAACUUAUCGAAACAUAUUUAUUGGUGAUCAUAUGCAUUUUUUUGUUAAUUGUUUGUAUUUAUCUUGUUAAUGAAACGAUAGAAUAUAUAUUUUCUUUUUAUGUUAAAUUAUGAUCUUCCGUAUUAAUCUAAAGAUUGUGAAGACUUGUUAACUUCCUUUUUUCACAGUUUAAUAUAUUGUACUACAAUGAACUUGUUUAAAAACUACACUUUGAUAAAUGAACUUAAUUUAAAUCAAAACGUAUGCAUUUUUGCAUUUUGAUUAUUUAUUAAAAACAUAUUUCCCAAAUAUUGGACUGCACAUUAAGCAAAAAACUGAGUAUUCAUUCCUUUGGAAAGGUAUUUUUUAUCAGUGCUUAUUUUUUAUUAUCAAGUGAGUUUACAUCUUUAAUCAUGCCCUUCCAAAAGGCCCUUCCAAGCCCAAGGUCAAGUUAAAGCACAGGGUCUCUCUUCCUGAGGGCUACAAAAUGUGCAUUGUGUGUAGGCCUAUACACACAAAACACGUAUUGCAGGUAUCUGAAUCACUGGCCAUGUGUUUUCCCAAAGGAAGGUGCACGUGGUAGGGUAGAGGUUGGAACAGUCAUACCGUUCUCCACCCACCCUUUUCUUUACUGACACAAUAAGAAGAACAAAACCACCCACUCACUUUUUUGCCAAUAGAUUUCAAACCCUGCCUUUUCAAUUCUGUGAUCGACCAAGUGCCAAAUGUAGCAAAGCGGCAACAAGUCUGUCAGGAGAAAACGGCACAAGUUCCAAACCAGGAGCUGUAGUGCAAACAUGUUCUGAACCGUUCCUUUUUUUCUAUUUAAACAAGAAUUUAAGGGGGUGUUUAAAUUAUUAGUUAUGAGUAAAGGUAUGUUUAGUGUUGGCAUAAUGACGAACUCCGCCCUGGUUUGAUUUUUGUUGAAGCCUUUAUUGGGAUGUCUGGACAUUUCUGCGUUUCUGUCUGACGUAAAAAAAAGUGCCCGUUUGAUACAUUCCAGUUAUGACCCCCUGCCUAGGUUUGGGAAGGAGAUGAUGGAUUCUCCAGGAACCCCUGUUGCCUUUUUAUUAUUAUUUUUCCUCAUUGCUGGGUAGCGAUCAUUUAACACAGUUGAUGCCAAGAAAGUACCUAAGCUGUUGAAUGUAUAUUUUUUUAAUGAUUUUUUUUGUUUUUUUUUGUUUACAGCUCUCGCUGUUCACUACAAUAAUUCCAUGUGAUUUAUUUCCUUUGUAAUGACUGAUUACAGUUUUGAACCAAUAAACCCCUUACUUUUGAGAGUGAGAA